Molecule: messenger RNA, 1032 nt
Organism: Patiria miniata (bat star)
Lineage: Eukaryota; Metazoa; Echinodermata; Asteroidea; Valvatida; Asterinidae
Product: retinol dehydrogenase 12-like
Exons: 4
Coding region: 1-1032 (343 amino acids)
Source: RefSeq, a predicted model, not a curated record
AUGGAGUUAAUAACAGCAAUAAUAAUCAUCAUAGCUACAUUGGCUGUACUGUACUUUCGUCACUACAAGAAGCACAUUGCUAGUCGGCGGUACUGCAGGAGUAAUGCUAGCUUGGAAGGAAAAACGGUCGUUAUUACAGGGGCCAACUCUGGCAUCGGCAAAGUGACGGCCCUGGACUUGGCCCGGCGAGGCGCCCGGGUCAUCCUCGCCUGUCGCAAUCUCCAGAAGGCUGAAGACGCUGCCAAGGAGAUCAAGACGCGAACGGGCAACUCGGAGGUCGUGGUGCGCCACCUGGAUCUAGCCAGGCUGCAGUCCGUCAGGGAGUUCGCGAGGAAGAUCAACGAAGAGGAGAAAAAGCUCGACAUUCUGAUUAACAAUGCAGGUAUUCCAGAGUUCGGACACGAGGGUGACGUCACCAAAGACAACUUCCACGCCGUCUUCGGCACCAACCACUUCGGCCACUUCCUGCUGACCAAUCUCCUUCUAGACCUGCUGAAGAAGAGCGCCCCCAGCCGAGUGGUCACGGUGUCAUCCAACGCCCACGAGCGCGUGCGGAGCUCACUAGACCUCAGCCGAGCUGUGGACGCCAGGAGGCCGGGGCGAACCGACGGGGCCGCACCGGUCCUUUACCCACACCUGAGGGACUACGCUCAGAGCAAACUGGCCAACAUCCUGUUCAGCCGUGAGCUGGCGAGGCGUCUGGAGUCCACGGGUGUCACCUCCGUCUCCCUUCACCCUGGUGUUGUCUUCAGCUCUUGGUGGUUAAACAUGAAGGUCAACUCAGUCAGGACUCUGGUUUAUUACAUCAAUUGUCCUAUUAUGUGGUUGACGUUUAUAGACGAGGAGGCAGGAGCCCAGACCACGCUCCAUUGCGCAUUGGACGAGUCGGUGUCCCAGCUUCCGGGGCGAUACUUUGCCAACUGCGCCGCCGAACAACCGUCUGAGCUGGCCCGGGAUGAUGAGAUGGCGCGAAGACUGUGGGAUGUCAGCUGUCAGGCCACGGCACUUGAAGAAACUACAAAUAUGAAUUGA